This is a messenger RNA of Paraglomus occultum, 2613 nucleotides long. NCBI's taxonomy places the organism in Eukaryota, Fungi, Glomeromycota, Glomeromycetes, Paraglomerales, Paraglomeraceae. The record is from the annotation of a GenBank genome assembly.
AUGUCCGAAAUUACUGACACGAAAUCGACCGCGGAGGCAAAUAACGGAACGAAAGCUAAGAAUGAAAACAACAAUGGUGUGACACAAGAAGUUAAUCUCUUCUUCCCAUACGCUGCACAACCGGACAUAAUUCGCUCAAAUCAAAAGGAUGCUUUUUAUAGAGGAGUACUUGAAACCCAAGUGAGAACAGUUUUCAGGCAAUACUUUGGCACGCGAAGUCAAAAUCUACAUCAAAAGGAACUUGGUCUGCUCUCUGAUUUAUGUUACUUUUGUCUAACAACAUUACUUGGUACGCAAACACUUGGAGAAGAAUAUUGCGAUAUACUACAAAUAUCAGAAAAGACAAAUAAAUUUCCUGCUGUAAAAAUACGUGCUCUGGUUUUGUUCUAUCAGCUUAUUCUACCAUAUUUCUUCACACGGUCUGUCUCAAAACUACGACGCAGUACGAGAUCAAGCACAUCUUCGUCAAACCGCUAUGAAGCAUUGUGGAGUGGUUUCGUGCAUACGAUCCUCCCGAAGUUAGAAAGCUUUACAAAUAAUUAUGCACAUACAUUGCAUCUGGCAAUUUUCUAUUUCUCCGGGGCAUAUUAUAGUUUUUCCAAAAGAUUAAGUGGCGUGAGAUAUAUUUUUACGCGCCAAUUAGGACCAGGAGAAGAACGCCUUGGAUAUGAAGUACUCGGGUUCCUGAUCUUUGUUCAACUACUGAUACAGUUAUAUUUAUAUAAAACCAACGACGAGAUCGAAUCUAGUUCCGCUAUUGAGCAACCUGUGGAUUAUUUUGAAGACGGCCUUCCUUCUUCUUCAAAGGAUACGGGAAGCACCGUCCGGAUGACUCAAGCUGAAUUUAACGCAAAAAAAUGUAUAUUAUGUUUAUCACCGCGAAAAAACACCACUGCAACUUCAUGUGGUCAUUUGUUUUGUUGGAGUUGUAUCUUGGAGUGGUGUCAAAACAAGCAACCUCAAAUUAUCCUCCUCAAAGAGGGUACGGAUACUUCCCAGGGUCGAGCACAGUUGCUUUCUAAUAUCAAUGCUUGUAUGGCGGUAGUGGAUACUGUGAGAACGACAUUAGGCCCCAGGGGAAUGGACAAGUUGAUCGUUGAUGAGAGGGGAGAAGUUACUAUUUCCAAUGAUGGAGCUACUAUUAUGAAGCUAUUAGACGUUGUACAUCCCGCAGCCAAGACACUCGUUGACAUUGCACGAUCGCAAGACGCAGAAGCUGGAGAUGGGACAACGACUGUGGUGCUAUUGGCGGGGGAGCUGUUGAAAGAAGUCAAGGGAUACAUUGAGGAGGGUGUAAGCCCUCAUGUCAUAAUCAAGGGUUACCGUACUGCUUGUCAAUUGGCGAUUAACAAAAUAAAGGAGAUGGCAGUUAGUAUUGAGCGCACAAAUGAGGUUGAAUUUCGAAAUCUGCUCAGCAAAUGUGCCGGAACUGCCAUGUCAUCAAAACUCAUACACUCCCAUAAAGAUUUUUUUACAAAGAUGGUGGUCGAUGCAGUGCUAACAUUGGAUCAGGAUGAGCUCAAUGAAAGGUUGAUUGGCGUUAAAAGAAUACCUGGUGGUGCAAUGGAGGAUUCGAUGCUUGUGGAUGGUGUCGCGUUUAAGAAAACAUUCUCUUACGCUGGCUUUGAACAGCAACCCAAGUCAUUCAAGAAUCCAAAGAUUCUUUCUUUAAACGUUGAACUAGAAUUGAAAGCUGAAAAGGAUAAUGCAGAAGUCAGAGUUGAAGACGUCAGAGAAUAUCAAGCUAUUGUAGAUGCUGAAUGGCAAAUCAUCUAUUCCAAGUUGGAAGCCAUCGUGAAGACAGGAGCCAAAGUUGUUCUCUCCAAGUUACCAAUUGGCGAUUUGGCUACUCAAUACUUUGCCGACAGAGAUAUCUUCUGUGCUGGUCGUGUGCCUGCCGAUGACCUCAAUCGAGUAGUGCAGGCAGUGGGCGGUUCGAUCCAAUCAACAACAUCAGAUAUCGAAGAGAAGCAUUUGGGAACGUGUGAGCAUUUUGAAGAGCGACAAAUAGGCGGAGAGAGAUUUAAUUUGUUCCGAGGCUGCCCUGCUGCCAAGACGUGUACUUUAAUAUUGAGAGGCGGUGCCGAACAGUUCAUUGCCGAGGUCGAGAGAAGUUUACACGAUGCUAUAAUGAUAGUAAAGAGGUGCAUCAAGAACAACUUGAUUGUGGCUGGAGGUGGAGCAACUGAGAUGGAAUUAUCAAAAUACCUUCGAGACCAUUCUCGAACCAUCCUAGGCAAACAACAACUGAUUAUUGGCGCGUUUGGACGUGCCUUGGAGAUUAUCCCUCGACAGCUAUGUGAUAAUGCAGGAUUUGAUGCUACCGAUAUAUUAAAUAGGCUCAGGAUGAAGCAUGCACAAGGCGCCGUGUGGUAUGGGGUAGAUAUCAACUCAGAGUCGAUUGCCGAUAAUCUUGACGCCUUCGUAUGGGAACCCGCUCUCGUAAAGUCUAACGCCAUCGCCGCAGCUACUGAGGCCGCUUGCUUGAUUCUCAGUGUUGAUGAAACUGUUAAAAACCCGCAAUCGGAAAAGCCUCAGGCUGGUCCAUCCAUGCCAAGGGGCGCUGCGCAACGUGCUGUCAGAGGCCGUGGUCGAGGAAUUCCUCGGCGAUAA